AUGGCACCGCUCAGAGUCUCCAUCAUCGGAUCCGGGAGCUGGGGAUCCGCCGUCUCCAUCAUCAUCGGGAAUAACACGAAGAGAUCGAACCGCUUCCAUCCCCCGGUGACCAUGUGGCUGUACGAGGAGAUCAUUGAUGGGCGUCGGCUCUCUGACAUCAUCAACCAGGAACACGAGAACGUCAAGUACCUCCCCCGCCACCGACUCCCCCGCAACGUGGUGGCGGUGCCGGAGUUGUUGGACGCGGUGUCGGGGGCGGACAUCUUGGUGUUUGUGGUGCCCCAUCAGUUCAUCGGCUCUGUCUGCGACCGGCUGGUUGGACACCUGAAAUGUGGAGCUUUCGGCAUCUCCCUGAUCAAGGGAGUGGAUCAGGGGCCCAACGGACUGAAGCUGAUCUCCGAUGUGAUCCGGGAGAAGCUCGGCAUACAGGUCAGCGUUCUGAUGGGGGCCAAUAUCGCCAGCGAGGUGGCCGAGGGCAAGUUCUGUGAGACCACCAUAGGGUGUAAGAAUCCCCAACAUGGACAGAUCUUCAAAGAACUGAUGCAGACGCCGAACUUUCGGGUCACGGUGGUGGAGGACUGCGACACGGUGGAGAUCUGCGGAGCCCUCAAGAAUAUAGUGGCCGUGGGCGCCGGGUUUUGUGACGGUCUGGACUUCGGUGACAACACAAAGGCCGCUGUGAUCCGCCUCGGUCUGAUGGAAAUGGUGGCAUUCGCUCGCCUCUUCUGCGCCGGCGCCGUGUCCACCAGCACCUUCCUGGAGAGCUGCGGCGUGGCCGACCUCAUCACCACCUGUUACGGCGGACGGAACCGCAGGGUGGCGGAAGCCUUCGCCAGGUCCGGUAAAUCCAUCGAGGAGCUGGAGAGAGACAUGCUGAAUGGACAGAAGCUCCAGGGCCCGCCGGCCUCCGCCGAGGUGUACAAGAUCCUCCAACAGAAGGACGCCGUGCAAAAGUUCCCCCUGUUUGUGGCCGUGUAUCGCAUCUGCUAUGAAGGUCGCCCCGUCCAGGAAUUCAUCUCCUGUCUGCAGAACCAUCCGGAGCAUUACUAG
Staurois parvus is the source of this 1050-nucleotide messenger RNA. NCBI's taxonomy places the organism in Eukaryota, Metazoa, Chordata, Amphibia, Anura, Ranidae. The record is from the annotation of a GenBank genome assembly.